AUGUCCUCCUCCAAGUUUGUCAGCGCCCCUCUGGUUGCUGCCAAGGGUUUUGGCGACUUCGAGGGCCUGAAGGUCAACAGCGUUGCCACCUUUGGCAAGAAGUCUGAUGACUUCGUUGUGCGUGUCGGAGCGCAGACCUCUGUGGCUUCUAGCAGCGCCAAGCGGGCGGUUGCUGAGGCCAAGAUCAAGGUUGCCAUCAAUGGCUUUGGCCGUAUCGGUCGCAACUUCAUCCGCUGCUGGCACGGCAGGAAGGACUCCCCGCUCGACGUCGUCGUCAUCAACGACAGUGGCGGAGUGAAGCAGGCGUCCCACCUGCUGAAGUACGACUCUAUGCUCGGCACAUUCGGUGCCGAUGUCAAGAUCGUCUCCGACAAGGCCAUUUCCGUCGAUGGGAAGGAGAUUGCCAUCGUCUCUGACCGCAACCCCGCGAACCUCCCCUGGGCGGAACUCGGCGUUGACCUCGUCAUCGAGGGUACCGGUGUUUUCAUUGACAACGAGGGUGCUGGUAAGCACAUCAAGGCUGGGGCCAAGAAGGUGCUUAUCACUGCUCCUGGAAAGGGAGACAUCCCUACCUACGUGGUGGGAGUGAACGCUGACCAGUACAAGCACAGCGACGUUAUCAUCUCCAACGCUUCCUGCACCACCAACUGCCUUGCUCCUUUCGUCAAGGUCCUUGAGGAGAAAUUUGGCAUCGUUAAGGGCACCAUGACCACCACCCACUCCUACACUGGUGACCAGCGCCUUCUGGAUGCCUCUCACAGGGAUCUGCGUCGUGCUCGCGCUGCUGCGCUCAACAUUGUGCCCACCUCUACUGGUGCUGCGAAGGCUGUCGCCCUUGUCCUCCCCAAGUUGAAGGGCAAGCUGAACGGGAUUGCGCUUCGUGUGCCUACCCCGAACGUCUCCAUUGUCGACCUUGUCAUUCAAACCGAGAAGAAGACUUUUGCGGAAGAGGUGAACGCUGCUUUCCGCGAGGCUGCCAACGGUCCCCUGAAGGGCGUCUUGGCUGUCUGCGAUGAGCCGCUUGUGUCGGUCGACUUCAGGUGCAGUGAUGUGUCCUCCACCAUCGACUCCUCCCUGACCAUGGUCAUGGGUGACGAUAUGGUGAAGGUUGUCGCAUGGUACGAUAACGAGUGGGGCUACUCCCAGCGUGUGGUGGAUCUUGCCAACCUUGUUGCCGAGAAAUGGGAGUAG
Messenger RNA from Closterium sp. NIES-65, 1191 nucleotides. Lineage: Eukaryota; Viridiplantae; Streptophyta; Zygnematophyceae; Desmidiales; Closteriaceae. The record is from the annotation of a GenBank genome assembly.